UUGAGACUACAUUACCCAAGGAGCCUCUUCGCUAGACAGGACGUUCACUGUGAUUGGAAACUGUAGUUAGCCAAUGACAGUACAGUUUGUUGGUAUGCUAGAGCUACAGUGACAAUACAGCAAAAUGGUGCUGGAAAGUACUAUGGUCUGUGUGGACAACAGUGAGUACAUGAGAAAUGGGGACUUCUUGCCAACCCGUCUACAAGCCCAGCAGGAUGCUGUCAACAUAGUGUGCCAUUCAAAAACUCGUAGUAACCCUGAAAAUAAUGUGGGCCUCAUUACCCUUGCAAAUAAUUGCGAGGUAUUAACAACAUUGACCCCAGAUACUGGAAGAAUCCUAUCUAAACUCCACUCUGUGCAGCCCAUUGGGAAGAUCAGCUUCUGUACAGGAAUCCGCAUAGCACAUCUAGCUUUAAAGCAUCGUCAAGGAAAAAAUCAUAAGAUGCGGAUUAUUGCCUUUGUGGGAAGUCCUGUGGAAGAUCUUGAAAAAGAUCUGGUAAAAAUGGCAAAACGUCUGAAGAAAGAAAAAGUCAGCGUGGAUAUUAUAAAUUUCGGAGAGGAGGAAUCUAACACAGAGAAACUUACGGCUUUUAUCAACACUCUGAAUGGGAAGGAUGGAACUGGCUCCCAUUUGGUGACUGUGCCCCCUGGACCCAGUUUGGCAGAUGCACUGAUUAGCUCUCCAAUUUUGGCUGGGGAGGGGGGAGCAAUGCUGGGCCUGGGUGCCAGUGACUUUGAAUUUGGGGUGGAUCCUAGCGCUGAUCCAGAGCUGGCUUUGGCUUUACGUGUCUCCAUGGAGGAACAGAGGCAACGACAGGAAGAAGAAGCCAGAAGGGCAGCUGCAGCAUCAGCCGCUGAGGCUGGUAUCUCCUCCACAGCCCCUGAUGAUUCUGAUGAAGCUUUGUUGAAGAUGACAAUCGGCCAGCAGGAGGGAGGCCGGAGCGGCCUGCCAGACUUCAGCAGUAUGACGGAGGAUGAGCAGAUUGCAUACGCUAUGCAGAUGUCCUUACAAGGACCUGAAUUUGGGCAAGCGGAAUCAGGUGACCUGGACUCAAGUGCUGUAAUGGAUACUUCAGAACCAACAAAGGAGGAGGAUGAUUAUGAUGUUAUGCAAGAUCCUGAGUUCCUGCAGAGCGUUUUGGAAAAUUUGCCUGGUGUGGAUCCUAAUAAUGAGGCCAUCCGGAAUGCAAUGGGGUCCCUGGCUUCCCAGACCUCUAAAGACAGCAAGAAAGACAAGAAGGAGGAGGAGAAAAAAUGACAGAGGCUGCGCUGAGGCGCUGGCAUAAACAAACUCACUAUACAUGGGUAUUUGGGAGGGGGUAGCUUCUGGCAUGUUUUGUUUUUGGUUGUAGUUGUUAAUAAAACACACACAUAUACUUUCA
Messenger RNA from Bombina bombina (fire-bellied toad), 1382 nucleotides. It is a transcript of the gene PSMD4, whose product is annotated as proteasome 26S subunit ubiquitin receptor, non-ATPase 4. Gene Ontology annotation, molecular function: polyubiquitin modification-dependent protein binding. Gene Ontology annotation, cellular component: proteasome regulatory particle, base subcomplex; nucleus; cytosol. Bases 125 to 1258 code for a protein of 377 amino acids. Gene Ontology annotation, biological process: proteasome-mediated ubiquitin-dependent protein catabolic process. The record is from RefSeq and is a predicted model, not a curated record. The transcript has 10 exons. Lineage: Eukaryota; Metazoa; Chordata; Amphibia; Anura; Bombinatoridae.